AUAAAAAUAAAAAUUUACAUGCUAACUUGCACUUUGUACGGUAGCCGGAAGGCCGGAAAGAAACUGCUGGAAAAACAUGACAACGACGUCGUUUAAUCAAACAUACCUUACAGAAAUCCAAAACUUCGUCGGAAAAUCAAGAAAGUUAUUGUAGUCUCUUUCUUCAGUGAUUUGAUGAAAAAAGCAUCAAAAUCUGUAGUGAAAAAAUUGAGAAAAUGGGAAGAGAAAUGUGCUUUGAGUGUUUACAACGUCGAAUUCAAUCAGAUUUCUCUGACCAACUUAUUUUCUGUUGUGGUCUUUCUGAUUCUCCUCUUCCCUUUGGUUCUACUGCUGUUGUUCAGCCAUCAAGUUCAAAUGGAGAAGGGUUGCCACAGUUUCUGCUGAUGUAUAUGCCUCUUCAUAAAGAUAGUUGCUUGGCUAAUUACAUUGAUCAGCAUCAUUUGGAAGAUCUUGAUCAGCAUCAUUUGGAAGAUCUUGAAGCCAGAACGAAUAGUGGCAGUGGGUGUGCAGUCCCGGUGACAAUUGAUCAGGUUAAAGCUGAGGUCAGUGUUGGACUUUCCAGUGAUAAAACUUCUUCAUUAGAAACUAGAUCAUCUGAAAGUGAAGAUUUGCAGAAUGGUGGCAGACAUAAAUCCCUGUAUGGCUUAGGGUGUCAAAAUGUGACCUGUAACUUUUCUGGUACAUUUUCUUGCUUUAGGACACUGCCUGCCCUGGCUCCAGUUGCUCGGAUUGGGAUUUCUUCAUCUUCAUUAGUUGAAGGUAUUGUUUCAGAGUUCUUGUCUGGAUCCCUUGAAGAUCAUAUUUUAAAUUCUCUAACUCUCAUGAUAGAAGGUAAAAGAUCAGGAUUAGAGAGUGUGAACUUUCUUAGUUUAGUGGGGAUUCCUUCAUUUGGUGAAGAGCAACUUCCUGGCUGCAUAAGGCAUCCAAACAUUUCUCCAACUUUGGGAAUGCUAAAAAAUUCUGGUCAACUUAAUUUGUUGCUUCCAAAAAUGCCACAUACCUUGGAAAACAUUCUUCACUUUAGCCCUGGUGCCUUAAAGUCUGACUGGCAUAUGCGAUAUUUACUCUUCCAGCUACUAUCAGGGUUGGCGUACAUGCAUGGUUUAGGUGUUCCCCAUGGUAAUAUCUGUCCAUCCAGUAUAUCAUUGGUUGAUUCCUUAUGGUGUUGGCUACCCAUUUGUAGUAAGUUCCUCCAGAGUUCUGUUUCAAUUUCCAAAAUAGAGGGUAGUCGUGAUUCAGGAGUUAGUUGCUGUUUUGAUGGGUGCCCUUUACAAAGUCUUUAUGCUGAUCUAAGCCUCUCCCAGUCUACAGAUUGGUAUUCUAGCUUUAAACAUUGGUGGAGGGGUGAAAUAAGUAACUUUGAAUAUCUGUUAAUCUUAAACCAAUUAGCAGGGAGAAGGUGGGGUGAUAAUACCUUUUAUAUUGUAAUGCCAUGGGUCAUAGAUUUUAGUGUGAAACCUGAUGAGAAUAAUGACACUGGAUGGAGAGAUUUAACUAAGAGCAAAUGGCGGCUGGCAAAGGGUGACGAGCAAUUAGACUUCACAUAUUCAACAUCUGAAAUUCCUCAUCAUAUAUCAGAUGAGUGCCUGUCUGAGCUGGCUGUCUGCAGUUAUAAGGCGAGGAGGUUGCCUUUGACUGUUCUGAGGUUGGCUGUUCGUUCAGUUUAUGAACCAAAUGAAUAUCCUUCUACUAUGCAAAGACUAUAUCAAUGGACACCAGAUGAGUGCAUUCCGGAAUUUUAUUGUGAUCCCCAGAUAUUUUAUUCUGUACAUUCUGGGAUGUCUGAUUUGGCUAUUCCUUCAUGGGCUGGCACUCCUGAGGAGUUCGUCAAGUUGCAUAGAGAUGCUUUAGAAAGCGAUAGGGUAUCACACCAACUACAUCAUUGGAUUGAUAUCACUUUUGGCUACAAAUUGUGCGGUGAUGCUGCUGUUGCUGCCAAAAAUGUUAUGCUGCCCUCAUCUGCUCCUACAAAACCGAAGUCAGUGGGACGCCGUCAACUUUUCACUAAACCACAUCAUCGGCGGCUUGCCAAGACCAGUGAAGCAGAAAUGAAUCAGCUCCCAACAAGUGAUGUGACUGAGCAAGCUUUGGCUUUUGAAACUUCAUUCCUGCAUGAAUUGGAAGCAGCAGCUGCAUUUUCUGAGCAUGCACCUCAUUUGGAUCCUAUCUACAACUUGCAUCCAGAUGUUCAUGAAGAGCUUGACUCACCUAGGAAAGGCCUAUCAACUAAGACAUUAGAAAAUAUUACGUCCAGAAAAACUGGCUCUAGUAUCAAUACUGUCAUGCCAUCUGUUGUUGAUGGGAAUUACCUUAUCAAGAAUAUUGAAGUGGUUGAUGAUGUAUCUGCGGGAUAUCAAGCACUAUUGCUUUGGAAACAGAAAUGUUCCCAUUCACACAUUUAUUCUAAAGAUGUUGCUAAUGAUAUCUUUGCAGUUGGCUGCAUCUUAGCAGAACUCCACUUGAGAAGGCCACUUUUUGAUCCAACCUCUUUGGAUGCGUACUUAGAGAGCGGUGUCUUACCUGCUUUAGUAAAACAGCUUCCCCCUGACACUCAAGUUGUUGUUGAAUCCUGCAUCCAAAAGGAUUGGAGGGGGAGGCCUACUGCCAAAUGUCUUUUGGACUCUCCUUAUUUUCUAGCAACAAUCAAGUCAUCCUAUUUGUUUCUUGCCCCCCUUCAACUUAUAGCAAAAGAUGAAUCACGACUUCAUUAUGCUGCAGCUUUUGCUCAACAAGGAGCCUUGAAAGCAAUGGGAACAUUUGCUGCCGAAAUGUGUGCUCCUAACUGUUUGAAAUUAGUCUUGAAUCCUUUAUCAGAUUCGGAAGCUGAAUGGGGUUGCAUAGUACUUACAGAAUUUUUGAGGUGUCUGAAUCCAGAAGCUGUAAAGAAGUUGGUCAUACCUGCUAUCCAGAAGAUUCUUCAGGGGACUGGUCCUUCACAUUUGAAGGUUUCUCUUCUCCAAGGUUCCUUUGUGCUGGAUAUAUGGAACAAGAUUGGUAAACAAGCGUAUGUGGAGACUAUACACCCAUUUGUGGUAUUAAACUUACACGGUACUCCUUGCAAGAACUCUGCGGCUCCUGCUUCUGUCCUGUUGAUUGGGUCUAGUGAGGAACUUGGUAUUCCAAUUACUGUUCAUCAGACAAUUUUACCUCUCCUUCACUGCUUUGGCAAGGGGCUCAGUGAUGAUGGAAUUGAUGUCUUAGUUAGAAUUGGUAGUCUUUUUGGAGAAGAUUUCAUAGUCAAACAGAUUCUACCAUUGCUAAGAAUUGUCAUUCUUUCGUGCAUUGACAAUUCAUUUGCAAAUAAGCAUGAAACUGCACAAAGUUGGAGUGCUUUGGCCUUAAUUGACACUCUGAUGACUUUAGAUGGUCUUACUGCUUUUUUGACCAGGGAGGUGCUUGUUAAGGAGCUUGUUGAAGAUGGAAAAUUCUUAUAUCUUCAAAUUCUCAUGCAGACCAACUUGGGAAUUCAGGUGGUCGAGGGUGCUGCAAGAAGUCUGCUAGCUCUUUGUCAGCAAAUUGGAUCAGAUUUAACAGCGCUGCACGUCCUUCCAAAACUCAGGCAACUUUUUGAUGAGCUUGCAUUCUCCCAGGAGAAAGCAGGUCAUUCUAGCAUCAAAGGAGGAAGCCUUCGAGGUCCCAACACCAAGUGGGAGGAUGAGAACAAAAUUACAAGCCGUUUGGACCUUGUGAUGCUUUUAUAUCCAUCAUUUGCGUCUCUUCUUGGUAUAGAGAAGCUUCGCCAAUGUUGUGCCACAUGGUUGCUACUAGAGCAGUUUCUUCUGCGCCGUUAUAACUGGAAGUGGGAAUCCGCAGGGGAAUCUUCUCGAAGUGGUCCAUCUAGUAUAUAUGCUAGAAAGCCGAGUCAUGGCGAGAGCUUAACAUCUAACUGUACUCCAGAUAAGAUGUUGCUGAAUGGGUUAGGGUGGUCAACGCCUCAAUCACAAGGAAAAAGGGGUACCAAACCUCCUAUGAUAAACAGACAUCCGUCUAGCCAACAUCAGGAUUCUGCUGAUAGGAAUGCAAGAGGCUCAGAUUUUAGCAGGAUUGAGCCCUGGUAUUGGUUCCCCAGUCCAGCUGCUAAUUGGAGUGGCCCUGAUUUUAUUGGCCGUCCUGGUGGUUCAAAGGAUGAACUUCCAUGGAAAAUCAAAGCAUCAGUUCUGCACUCUGUUCGAGCACAUCAAGGAGUGCUAAGGUCUAUAGCAGUCUGCCAAGAUGAAUGCAAUCUUUUCACUGCUGGAGUUGCUCCAGGAUUCAAAGGAACUGUUCAAAAGUGGGAGUUGUCAAGAAUUGUUUCUAUAUCUGGUUAUUAUGGCCAUGAGGAGGUUGUGAAUGACAUUUCUCUUUUGGCAUCAAGUGGAAGGGUAGCUUCCUGUGAUGGGACAGUACAUGUAUGGAAUGGCCAAACGGGGAAGCUGAUAUCUGUGUUUGCAGAGUUUUCUACAAGCUCUGUGCAUCAUACAAGCUCUUUGCCAAAAGCUUCAAAGUUGAAUGUGGAACAGGCUAAUAUGCUACAUUUUAAUCCAUUGUCAGGUGGAAUAUUGAACACUGAUGGUAAUUUGUACACCAGUAUGUAUUACUCAGAAUAUCUGGACAAUAUUGUUGUGGGUACUGGAAAUGGCUCUCUCAGAUUCAUUGAUGUCAGACAAGGUCAAAAACUUCAUUUAUGGAGGUGUGAAGCUACCGAAUCCAAUUUUCCUUCACUGAUUUCAUCCAUAUGUUCAUGUGCUUCGACUAAACAGCAAUACGGAAAUCCUCAAUAUCCAUCUUGGGUUGCUGUUGGGCAAAGUUCUGGGUAUUGCAGGCUAUUUGAUGUGAGGAGUGGCAAAAUUAUUUCCUCAUGGCAAGCUCAUGAUGGUUUUGUCACUAAGAUAGCCACACCGGAAGAGCAUUUGCUGGUUUCAAGCUCUCUUGACCGCACCUUAAGGAUUUGGGACUUGAGAAGAAAUUGGAAAUCAAAACCCUUGGCUUCCAGAGGUCACACUGAUGGUGUUUCUGAUUUCUCCAUUUGGGGGCAAAAUGUGAUUUCAAUUUUCCGCAGUAAAAUUGGGCUUUCUUCUUUGGCCAGUUCUUCUGAUGAAGACAUCCAGCAAUUCGUCACGCCUCAGUAUCUCUACAUGGGUGAUCGUGAAUCAAAAAACGCGUCUGUUUUAUCAAGUAUCAAUGUCUUACCUUUCUCGCGGCUCUUUGUGGUUGGAACAGAAGAUGGUCAUUUGAAGAUGUGUUGCUAGCUUGGUGUUUGCCAUGAAAAAUCACAUUAUUUCUAUUGUUCCAAAACCCCUUUACUUUUAGUAGUUAUCUAACAUUUGAACUGUUCAAUUACAGCUCUUUGCCUUCCAACUUUCCUAAUUUAUUUUGUAUUGGUUAUUUUCAGUUAAGUUGGUUGUUAUCAAUUUGAAAAUUCUUAAUGAAAUUAUUUUUCCUAUA
Solanum dulcamara is the source of this 5424-nucleotide messenger RNA. RefSeq names its product protein GFS12. Gene Ontology annotation, molecular function: protein binding. NCBI's taxonomy places the organism in Eukaryota, Viridiplantae, Streptophyta, Magnoliopsida, Solanales, Solanaceae. The coding region runs from base 216 to 5228 and encodes 1670 amino acids. The record is from RefSeq and is a predicted model, not a curated record. The transcript has 16 exons.